AUGGCCGCCGAACAAAGGAAGCUGCUUGAGCAGCUCAUGGGAGCCUCCUCCUCGUCGCGAUCCGCUCAACUUUCGCUUAACGACCCGAAAGUCUGUCGUUCGUACCUGGUUGGCACGUGCCCGCACGACCUGUUCACAAACACCAAGCAGGACAUUGGGCCCUGUCCCAAGGUCCACGCCGAGGGAUUGAAGGUGGAAUACGAGGCGCUUCCCGAUCGGGAGAAGCAGAGAUACGGAUUCGAGUACGACUACAUGCGCGACCUGCAAAAGUACAUCGAAGAGUGCAACCGAAGGAUCGAUGCUGCGCAGAGGAGGUUGGAGAAGACGCCAGAUGAGAUUCGUCAAACAAACGUCUUGCUCAAGAACAUAUCGGAACUAUCCUCAUCAAUCAGCAAUGGCUUCCUAGAAGUCGAGGUCCUCGGCUCCAUGUCCGAAGUCUCCCGCGCCCAAGACGAGCUCUUCCGGGUCAGGCAAGCGAUACAGGCCAAGGCCGAGCGCGAGCGCGAGCUGAAGGCGCUGUCCGAUACGUCUGGGCCCUCGGGCCACCAGAAACUCCAGGUCUGCGACGUGUGUGGCGCAUACCUCAGUCGCCUCGACAACGAUCGUCGCCUCGCAGAUCACUUCUACGGAAAGAUGCACUUGGGUUACGCGCAGAUGCGCAAGACUUACGAUGCCUUCCCGAGGGAGAUGAAGGGCCGCGCUCGACAGCCUCUGGACGAUGAUGGGCCUGGCGGAGGCCCAAGGGGACCUAGGGGGUCAGGAGGCUACAGAGGCGGAAGAGGGGGCAGAUCGUAUCGCGGAGGCUGGUGA
Messenger RNA from Clonostachys rhizophaga, 810 nucleotides. Lineage: Eukaryota; Fungi; Ascomycota; Sordariomycetes; Hypocreales; Bionectriaceae. The record is from the annotation of a GenBank genome assembly.